Messenger RNA from Rhinolophus ferrumequinum (greater horseshoe bat), 1702 nucleotides. It is a transcript of the gene ALG11, whose product is annotated as ALG11 alpha-1,2-mannosyltransferase. The record is from RefSeq and is a predicted model, not a curated record. Gene Ontology annotation, cellular component: endoplasmic reticulum membrane. The transcript has 4 exons. Gene Ontology annotation, molecular function: GDP-Man:Man(3)GlcNAc(2)-PP-Dol alpha-1,2-mannosyltransferase activity. NCBI's taxonomy places the organism in Eukaryota, Metazoa, Chordata, Mammalia, Chiroptera, Rhinolophidae. The coding region runs from base 77 to 1552 and encodes 491 amino acids. Gene Ontology annotation, biological process: protein N-linked glycosylation.
ACACCACACGCUUCCUCAGUAGCCAAUAGAGAAGAGGAAUAGCGAAGAGCUUCCUGAGUUCUGGGGUCGACUGAAGAUGGCCGCCGACAGGGGUUGGUCCUUGUAUGAGUUAUUGAGGUUUUUUUAUUCAUUAUUUUUCCCUGGGCUAAUUGUUUGUGGAACUUUAUGUUUGUGUUUGGUCAUUAUCCUUUGGGGAAUCAGAGUGAUGCUACAGAAAAAGAAAAACUCAAGAUCGACUGGAAAAAAUGGGAAAAAUCAAAUGGUGAUUGCAUUUUUCCAUCCGUACUGCAACGCUGGCGGAGGAGGAGAAAGAGUUUUAUGGUGUGCAUUAAGGGCCCUGCAGAAAAAGUUUCCCGAAGCAGUUUAUGUCGUUUAUACCGGUGAUGUUAAUGUCAGCAGUCAGCAAAUCCUAGCAGGUGCUUUCAGAAGAUUCAACAUCAGAUUAAUGCGCCCAGUGGAAUUUGUUUUCUUAAAGAAGCGCUACCUUGUGGAGGAUUCCCUCUACCCUCACUUCACACUGCUGGGCCAAAGUCUAGGAUCCAUUUUUCUUGGCUGGGAAGCUCUGAUGCAGUGUGUUCCCGAUAUUUACAUCGACUCAAUGGGCUACGCUUUCACACUUCCUCUGUUUAAGUAUUUAGGCGGUUGCCGAGUUGGAAGCUACGUUCAUUAUCCCACUAUCAGCACUGACAUGCUCUCUGUAGUGAAGAAUCAAAAUGUUGGAUUUAAUAAUGCAGCCUUCAUUACCAGGAAUCCCUUUCUCAGCAAAGUAAAGCUCAUCUACUACUAUUUAUUUGCUUUUGUUUAUGGACUUGUUGGUUCUUGCAGUGAUGUAGUCAUGGUCAAUUCUUCUUGGACACUGAACCACAUUCUCUUACUGUGGAAGGUUGGGCAUUGCACUAACAUUGUUUAUCCGCCUUGUGAUGUACAGACAUUUCUGGACAUUCCCGUACAUGAGAAAAAAAUGAGCCCGGGACACUUACUAGUGUCUAUUGGCCAGUUUAGGCCUGAAAAGAAUCAUCCUUUGCAGAUCAGAGCCUUUGCUAAACUGCUGAAUAAGGAGGAGGCUAAGUCACUUCCUUCACUUAAACUGGUCCUCAUUGGAGGCUGUCGGAACCCAGAUGAUGAACUCAGGGUAAACCAACUGAGAAGGCUCUCUGAGGAGCUAGGAGUUCAAGAAGAUGUAGAAUUUAAAAUAAAUAUUCCGUUUGAUGAAUUAAAGAGUUACUUGUCUGAAGCCACAAUCGGUCUGCACACCAUGUGGAACGAACAUUUUGGGAUUGGAAUUGUUGAGUGUAUGGCAGCUGGCACAAUUAUCCUUGCACACAAUUCCGGGGGCCCAAAGCUUGACAUUGUCGUCCCUCACGAAGGAGAGGUAACUGGAUUUCUGGCUGACAGUGAAGAAGGCUAUGCUGAGACUAUGGCCCAUAUUCUUUCCAUGCCUGAGGAAAAGAGACUCCAAAUCAGAAACAAUGCUCGGGCAUCUGUAAGCCGAUUCUCUGAUCAGGAGUUUGAAGUGACAUUCCUGUCAUCUGUUGAAAAGUUAUUUAAGUAAUGCCGUACCUGUACAAAGAUAUUUUAUAUACAAUAGUCAAACACCUUCAUAUGUUAAGAUUUUUCUAAACUCAUUCCCUGUUGUAAUAAAGUCAGCCUAAGCAAUGCUUUCAGCAGUGUGUGUGUGUGUGUGUGUGUGUGUGUGUGUGUG